AUGUCUUGGUUGAAUGUAUGGCACUCGAUAAGAGUCAAUAGGAGUAAUCGACCGAUAUUAGCAGAUAAUGAGUAUAAUAUCUUUAUCAGAGACCACGUUGGGCUAUACCAAGGGAAAUCAAAAAUAACCGACCAUCAAGAUGGUCGGUUAUAUCUAACUAAUAAACGAAUAAUCUACUUUGAUAAUAAGGACUUUAGAAAUAAUAGCAUCGCUGUAAAUAUUGAUCAAUUAUCUUUAGCGGAAUUAAUCGAUGGGUUUUUGAGAUCAUCCCCCAAAGUAAAAUUAUUUUUAAAAUCGAGAAAUAGUAACAUUAAUGGUGGUGGUGGUGGUGGUGAUGAUGAUGAUGAUGGUGGUGGUGGUGUCUGGGUAUGUAAGAUUUGUUCUUUUAACAACUCAAUCGAAAGAAAACUAGAUUUGGAUAAUGACGAGGCACCCAAAUGUAUUGCUUGUGGCGUUCAAUCGAAUCGUUUCGAUAUAGAGAAUAUUUUAAUAAAUGCUAGAUUGAAAAGGGAAAAUCGUCAAAGUCCUAUGCUGCUGAAAUCUCAAGACCAACCUCAAGGCACAACAACAGACACUUUGGCUGCUAAUGGACAAUGUCCAAUGUGUACUUUUAUAAACCAUAAAUCAAUAAAGUAUUGCGAAAUGUGUGGUACAGAAUUGACCAAUUUUUCAACUACGUUAGUAAGUAACGUUUCUUGUGUUUUGGAAAAUCCCUUGAAUUUGAAACUAGAAUCUCCAGGGAAAGAACAGUAUACAGAUGAUAAUAGACCUUAUGUCAAGGUAAGCUUUCACAAAGGUGGCGAGUCCAAGUUUUUUCAGGAAGUUGCCAAUUUGAUAGAUGAAUCCAAAUGGGAGAAUUUAAGAUUGAAAGGUGGCAUAAACCAAAAUGCAAAGUUGUUGAAACCUCCAAAAUUGACAGUUACGAAAAGUGGAGCUGGUAUCCAUGGAUUGGAACAGAUUGGUGAACAACAAAGGAAAAACAACGAGAUUAUUUUGAGCACUUCAUUGGAUGAUUUGGAACAAUUGAUGUUUAAAUAUCAAGAUUUGAUGAAACUUUCAUCUUCGUUUUCUAGUCUCGUAUCAAAAAGUCCAGCAAGAACGAUGGAAAAGAGUAUUCCACCAUUAAGCAUCAGUAAAACAUCAAAACUAUAUCAUAAUGAAUUGAGUCGACACAUUAGCGAAUAUCUCACCAAUUUCAAAUUGACUAAAAAUACAGCAAUGAUUACAUUACAAGAUUUGUUUGCAGAGUAUAAUAGGUACCUUGUCCGUUGUCAGGGAUUUGCUUGUCAAUUAGUUGAUGUUGGAGAUUUCAAAAAACUGGUUGAUUUAUUUGAAACGUUGGAUCUUCCAUUUGUACAAAACAAGUAUGAUCAAUCGGAUUUGGUAGUUAUAAGACCCAAGAUUCACGCAGAUUCAUAUGGCGAGUUUAUUGUAUUGUUUUUGAAGGAACAAGAACAUCAGUUCAAAGUGAAUGAUUUGAGAAGUGAGAUGAUCAAUGAGGGUGCAGUUGAUAAAGAAGAAAUUCAUGAAUCUGGAUGUUAUGGGUGUACCGUAUCACAUAUCUCGCAUGGGUUUAAAUGGUCUUACACGAUCACGAUGGAGGAGCUUGAAAAAGCUGUCAAGAAUGGCCAAAUUGUAGUUGAUCAGAAUAUUUCGGGUACUUUUUACUAUGUGAAUAAGUUUUCUUUUACACAAGACGAAUGGAAUGACGAGAAGGGGAUUGAAGAGAUCAAGAAGAGAAUAUUACAAGAACAAAACGAUAUAACUAUGAGUAUGAAAAGGGAGUAUGAAAAAACAAAAGUAAACAACUUGAUCAAUUUGAAUCCGGAUUAUGAGUUUGGAACUAUUGUUGAAACAGGAGAUAGUAAUCAACUUGACACGAACAUUGAUACUGUACCUAUUGAAAAAUCUCCUAUAGACAUAAAAUUGAAUGGACUCGAAGGGUUAAAGUUUUGA
Molecule: messenger RNA, 1956 nt
Organism: Lodderomyces oxycetoniae
Lineage: Eukaryota; Fungi; Ascomycota; Pichiomycetes; Serinales; Debaryomycetaceae
Gene: VPS36
Product: ESCRT-II subunit protein
Exons: 1
Coding region: 1-1956 (651 amino acids)
Biological process (GO): protein transport to vacuole involved in ubiquitin-dependent protein catabolic process via the multivesicular body sorting pathway
Cellular component (GO): late endosome membrane; ESCRT II complex
Molecular function (GO): phosphatidylinositol-3-phosphate binding; ubiquitin binding
Source: RefSeq, a predicted model, not a curated record